Molecule: messenger RNA, 2845 nt
Organism: Seminavis robusta
Lineage: Eukaryota; Bacillariophyta; Bacillariophyceae; Naviculales; Naviculaceae
Source: the annotation of a GenBank genome assembly
CUUUUGACUACCGGUACCAGCCCACAAAGCUGUGCUGCCAUCCGAAUUUUGACUUUCGCCAGAUUUAAGGUUCAGAGCUAAAAAUCAUGACUUAUUUUUCAAGAAGUCAUUUUUUGGUACAGUACCACCAACCAACGGCAGUCACACGAAAAGACUAAGAAAUUACUUAAGAAUAUGGCGAAUGCCAGGCUGGCUUGCACUGGCUUCCGAGCAAUGGCCAUCGUGGCAAAGAAAACCCACUUGUGAUUGAGGAAGAACAACCGAAAGAGCUCCUUGUUUACAGUGGCCAACUGUUCCUUGUCAUUACACUCGAAUAUUGCUUAGGCUACUAGUAGGCAACAGCACAUUUUCUAUUCUUUACUCCGGAGUUGGUAGUUGUUGCCAUAACAUCAAUUGACAGUGCUGCCAGUGGUCUUGGUGCUGCUGUUGUUACAACCGUUCAAGUCAUUGCUUAGUUACAUUUGCCAGUCCACAACUCCGGGUCCGUUGUGCGUGCUGCCUGCAGUUGAAAUUUAACGGAGUGAUUGGUACUGAGUUUUACGUGCGAUUUGAGUCGUCUCCGACCGCGAGAAGGAACUGUCCAACUCUCUCUCUCCUAUCAGUUGCUAUAAUCCUGGUUACGAACGAGUAUUGAAGACACAACAACAAGAGGUCUCUCAUCACCACGCUUCCAUUUUGCCGAGCUCUGUCUUGAUCCGUUGUCCUUUACUGCUUUUCCUUUUUAGUAUUAACAAACAACAACAAUGGGAACCAGUUCUUCCUCCAACGCUAUCGACGGCGCGGACGCCAUCUCCCCCACCAGCCGCAGAAGCAGCGGCAAUGGCAAUCGCUCGUCGCAGAACGCUGCAAGUCCAGCGGCGGCAGACGCGGCCAAUAACAGCAGUGGUGUGACGUCGGACGCUGCCGCUAACUUGGCUCGUCCGUAUGGUAUCAGUGAGCGCUCUCGCACUCUUCCUGCCUUUAACGACCAGUUCCAGACCACCGUAGCACCCAUCCAAGACGACAGUGCUCAAAACAGAGGACGAGAGAGACAACGAGAGACGGUCGAGCUCCCUCCUCCGGCUCGCUGCAUUAACCCUGCUUCGGAUGUCAAUGCUCGCCUCGACACUCAAGUCGAAGUUCGUGUCUAUCCCUGCAACAACAACCAAAGUGGAGGAAAGAAGAAGUUCACCACCUUUACUAUCAAACCGGAGGGAGUCAUUGUGCAGGGUUCCAACCGCAACCGUAAUACCAACGCUGUGGAUAUCGGAGCGGAGUAUGCCAUGCAUGUCGGAAGAAAACUGCAGCGCUAUGAGCUCUCCGACACUCGCGCGUGUCAGUUGUUGGUCACCACCCAUGCCAAGUCGUUUUGGGUCGUACCUGCUCCAGAGGCAUUCUCUCGACACUCGGGAACCUGCCGCUUGUUGGGAGAUCGCAAGCACCCUCCUGCUCCUCACACGCUUCAGGUGGGAGAUUUUCUGCGUGUUGGGUCGGUCGGUGUAGUAGUCAUUGAGACCCAUGAUGGAGUCGAGAACCGCGUCUUGAGUGAAGAAAAAAUCCAGAAGAUUAUGAAGGACACUACCAAUACCAAUGGAGGAUUCUUGGACUUGGCCGAGACCGAUGGAGAAAAUUCGGAUGAUUCGAUGAAUGGCGAAACCGGUCCAGGCCCGAAUACUUCCACUGUGUCACCUCCUGUUGGAUCGGUUAGAGAAUUCGGCGACAAUCCGGUCUGUUACAUGUGCUUUGAUGAAGAGGAUUCGGAAGACAACCCCCUGAUUACUCCUUGCAAGUGCAGUGGUGACACAAAGUAUGUUCAUGUGGAGUGCUUGCGAAAGUGGCACACUGCCGAGGCAGACAAUCAGAUUUGCUUCCUCUCCUCGGUCGAUGCUACCUGCUCCGUCUGUAAGAGCACGUUCAAGUCCGAUUUCAAACUGAAGGACGGUCGCCAUGUCAAGUUGUUCAAAUCAUCUUUGGAGCCUCCCUAUGUGUCCUUGUUGGUGGCUACCAAACACGAGAUGGCCCAGCGUCUCUUCAAUACACGUUUCCAGCUUUCAUUUAGCACUCUGUUGAAGCCGGAUGGCCGAAACGCCACGAGGCCCCUGCUUCUUGGGCGUUCUUCCGGAUCCGACAUGGUUUUGGACUACCGCACAGUUUCGGCUAGGCACGCUGCAAUCCGUUUCAAGAAUGGAGAAUUUGUGUUCACUGAUGCGGGAUCUUCCAAUGGGUCUUACUUGUACCUACGCAGACCACUGGAAUUGUCCCCGUCCCAGCCCGUACAAUUCCGUUUGGGGCGGUCAAUGAUCUCCAUGAAGGUCGUGAACAAGUGGAAUCGCCGUUUGCUCCGUGCCGUUCGACGCACUGGACAGAGUGGAUCCAACAGAGAAGUCCAGGAAGAGGAAGGCGAAGCGGAUGAUAGAUCCAUUGGAAGCAAUGACGAUGAUAUCCGUAUCACCGACGGGAAGACCGGAUUGGUCACCAAAACGGUGGAGCGUCGAACGAGGGACAGCGUGAUGCGUGGUUUGCCUCCUCCUGGACAGCUUUCGCAGCAGUCUGCCAAGCAUCUCGACUUGUUGUACGCCUUGGCGUACCCCAAGAGAGAAGUCAAGGAACUCGCCAGGGCUGCACGUCCCAAGACCUUGGACGAAGGGGAAGGCAAGAGCGAGGACAACGCUGUAGCUGAAAUUGCAAUGCCUCUGCAAUCGACAACUGGUACCGCAACUCAGGAAACCUAGGCCAAACAAGGAAAUCCAAAGAUGGCGCAGGAAAUGGUUUUUUGUUUGGUCGACGAUUAACGGUUGUUAAUUUAGUUAUACAGUAAUGAAAGCAAAAAUGAAAAGAAAUUAGAACCAUGUGUUGUAGUGUAGAC